Leishmania major strain Friedlin is the source of this 951-nucleotide messenger RNA. Its product is annotated as p1/s1 nuclease. The transcript has a single exon. The record is from RefSeq and is a predicted model, not a curated record. Lineage: Eukaryota; Euglenozoa; Kinetoplastea; Trypanosomatida; Trypanosomatidae. Gene Ontology annotation, biological process: DNA catabolic process. Gene Ontology annotation, molecular function: nucleic acid binding; endonuclease activity. The coding region runs from base 1 to 951 and encodes 316 amino acids.
AUGCCCGCGUUUGUCGGCCUCCGUCUGCCUCUCACAGUGCUGUGCCUCCUGGUACUCAGCUCUGCGCUGUGCGUGACUGAGGUUCUCGGAUGGGGCUGCGUGGGCCACAUGCUCCUCGCCGAGAUCGCGCACCGUCAGCUGAACGAUGAAAACAAGGAAAAGCUUGACGCGAUGGCGCACGCAUUUGCGCAGAGCGGCCCGUUCGAGUCGUCCCCGGACAUGGUGCAGGCCGCAUGCUGGGCGGAUGACGUGAAGCGUUGGGGUCAGUAUGCCAUGGCCACGUGGCACUUUUUCGCUACGCCGUACAACCCCGAAGACAUCAAUAUCACCGAUCCGGUCGCUACAGUCAAUGCCGUCACGGUGUCCCGCAAUAUGGUAACAUCGCUUCGACGUACGAAUGCGCCGCUGUACCUGCUAAACUUCGCUUGGGUGAACCUGGUGCACAUCCUUGGCGAUCUGCACCAGCCCCUGCACACCAUCUCCAGGUACUCCUCUAAGUACCCGCACGGAGACAAAGGAGGCAAUGAGGUUGAGGUUCAGGUAGGCAAAAGAAAGGUGAACCUGCAUGCCGUCUGGGAUAAUAUUUGCAGUGGCACGCCUCCACGCUACAAGCGGCCCCUCUCUUACACCGACCUCUUCGCCCUCGCUGCGACAGCGGACCGGCUGCUGGAAACGUACACCUUCCCAGAAGCGUUGCGGACACUCGUGGACGUGGUGGCGAUUCACGAGGAGAGCCACAUGUUUGCGGUAAACACCAGCUACCCCGGCGUAACACCAGGUGCGACUCUCAGCGAUGCUUAUCUUGCUCGAUGCAAGCGUGUCGCUGAGGCUCGACUGACGCUUGGUGGCUACCGCCUCGGCUACCUUCUGAAUGAGCUGCUGCCGAGUAUCCCUGUGGACGAGGCCACACUGGAGGCGUACCGCGCUGCACGUUGGAAGCGGAGUGCGUAA